Molecule: messenger RNA, 390 nt
Organism: Alternaria atra
Lineage: Eukaryota; Fungi; Ascomycota; Dothideomycetes; Pleosporales; Pleosporaceae
Exons: 1
Coding region: 1-390 (129 amino acids)
Source: RefSeq, a predicted model, not a curated record
AUGGAGAAUCUUCUCGAUCUUCCGGCUGCAAUCUUUCGAAUGGUUAUUCAUGAACUGGUUAAUAGUAUUCAGGAGGAAGGACCCUACCAUCGUGUCAUGAUCAGCCCCACAUGGAAGCUACGAAGUGUCUGCUGCGGUUUUGCUGCAGAGAUCGAUCGCGAAGUCUUCUCUCAGCAGCCAAAGGAGUUCUACAGCAAAAACUAUGGUGUCCAGCGCCUCAUUCAGAAUAGCCUCUCGCGCUACAUAAUGCAAGUCCCCCGAAAAUCCGGCAGUGUAAAGAAACGGUUCUUUACACGGCUACGACGAAUGGCUCACUAUAUCGUGGAACAAGUCGAUUGCGAGAUCAAGACCAACGUGCCGACAUCAUCGAGAAAACUCAUGUUGGCUUAG